CGAGCAAAAAGCGUGAGAGGACAAAAGCGAAAACAACCAAUGGGCGAACAGUUUGUUACAGGGUCCGACAUUUUCGUGUGAUGGCGACGUUUGGGCUUCACAUUAUGACGAGGAAAUCACCAUUCGUCUGUUUGUUUUCCACUUUACGUUUGUUGGCUCGUGUGGUACGGUGUUAUUUAGACUUGACCCGCGUCUCUCAGGAGUGACUCACAGUAGCCCAUCAGACACACCAAUGAAGAGAAAACCCAGUGCUCCUCUGCGUCCCAAACGCAGCAGGUUGGUCAGAGGCAGAGAUGAAUGUGCCACAGAGCUGGACUCUGUGCUGGGCUUCAAUGUGCCACCGCCCUGCUCUGAAACUGGUCCAGAAUCCGCCUCACAAAUCCGGCACCUGACUAUGUCACAGCAGAGUCACAGCCUCCUCAAGUUUUUAAAUGAAGAUCGGAGCAGGCAGAAGUUCUGUGAUGUGUCUGUGUCUGUGGGUGGGAGGAUCUAUAAAGCCCACAAGGUGGUUUUGGCCCAUGGGAGCAGCUACUUCCAUGCAGAGCUGUCCAAAAACCCUACUACAACACAUGUGACUCUGGACCAUGUAGAGGAUUCUGUUUUUCAGCACCUGCUGGGCUUUUUGUAUGCCUCUGAGAGUGAUGUCAAGGAGACAGACCUCCCAGCUCUUAUUGAAGCGGCCCGAUUCCUGGAUAUGAUGGAUGUACUAAAAAUGCUGUGUGAGGAAGGGGAGGUCCAUCCUGUAAGUGUGGUCCAGGAUCAGGAAGAUAUGAGAAAGUCUCCUGAGGUAGAAAUGAUUUCCAGUGACUCACCAGCAGGUGACACAGACAUCCAGAGCCCAUUUGAGCCAAGCAGCCCGUGCAGUCAACAAUUUAGCUUGGACAAGUUAGUGCAGAACCACUUUACUGAGAGUAACAGAGAUGUACCGCUAGAAAUGUUAACUGAGGAAGAGAAGACGGCAGGUCAGAGGAGUGUUGUCACACGGAGAUCUGCUCGAAGGAGGAGAACACCCACAAAGUACAAGAGAGAUGAUGUGGAGUACAUGCUAACCUGUGACUUUUUUGACUGA
This is a messenger RNA of Solea senegalensis (Senegalese sole), 1069 nucleotides long. Its product is annotated as zinc finger and BTB domain-containing protein 41-like. NCBI's taxonomy places the organism in Eukaryota, Metazoa, Chordata, Actinopteri, Pleuronectiformes, Soleidae. The transcript has 2 exons. Gene Ontology annotation, biological process: regulation of transcription by RNA polymerase II. The record is from RefSeq and is a predicted model, not a curated record. Gene Ontology annotation, molecular function: protein binding; DNA-binding transcription factor activity, RNA polymerase II-specific; RNA polymerase II cis-regulatory region sequence-specific DNA binding. The coding region runs from base 233 to 1069 and encodes 278 amino acids.